AUGUCAGCUAACGUUCUGUGGGUGGAAAACAAAAAAUCACAGGAUAGGAUAGACAUGAAAAUGCUGACAGUUAUUAUUCUGUUAGUUUUAUCAUUAUUCCCCGUUGUUUUUCCACGAUGUGAUAGAACAAUCACUGAUAAUAUACCAUUGAAAACAAAAAUCCAAGAUUCACCAUAUAUUGUGUAUGGAAUGCCGAUGAAUAAAAUAAUGGAACAAUAUAUACCAAAUUUGUUCAAUGUUACGUUUCGUGUUGAUUGUAUCUUAAAAGGAAAGUCAAUGGAUAGAAUUAUCAAUAUUAUUCAAGCUGGUGGACCAUUAUUAGGUAGAAAAUUUUGUCAAGACUUGGACGUAGGUCGACAAUAUCUUGUUUUUAUUGAAAAAUUUUUCCAUAUAUUUCGGCCAAGUGAUUUUCAAGAAAUUGAAUUCGAUAAUAUAACAGCACAAAUGUUAGAAAAAACAUGUGGUUUAGCUGCUAUUCCACCAAAUGGAUAUAAUUCAACAAUUAUUGAUCAAUGUCCACUUGUAUCCGUUGGCUGUACGACUAAUUCGAAGAUGAAUUUUAGUUUAUUGUCGAAAGAAAUCGUAACUAUAGGAACGACACAACAAAUAGAAUUUGGCUUACAAAAGAAUUUAACAGAAUUGUUUUCAAAUCCACUUGGUAAAAUUCAACUUAAAGAAUCAAAUGAUAAAUCAUUAUUUUCGGAUGUUGAUGCACAUAGUAAUACUUCAAUUCUUUAUUCAAAUAUUCUACUUCUUAUUGUAGUUUCAAUCAAUUUUCUAGUGGAAAAAUGA
Didymodactylos carnosus is the source of this 792-nucleotide messenger RNA. NCBI's taxonomy places the organism in Eukaryota, Metazoa, Rotifera, Eurotatoria, Philodinida, Philodinidae. The record is from the annotation of a GenBank genome assembly.